Messenger RNA from Cataglyphis hispanica, 1753 nucleotides. Its product is annotated as hydroxylysine kinase. The coding region runs from base 1 to 1086 and encodes 361 amino acids. The record is from RefSeq and is a predicted model, not a curated record. Gene Ontology annotation, molecular function: amino acid kinase activity. The transcript has a single exon. NCBI's taxonomy places the organism in Eukaryota, Metazoa, Arthropoda, Insecta, Hymenoptera, Formicidae.
AUGGAGUACAACGACACCCUACUCAUACCAGGUCAACGCAUACGUCCGCCCAUGACCGAGGAGAUGGCGGUUGCCCUAUCGGAACAGCUCUAUGGCAUGAGGGUGAUGAGCGUGCGCGAAUUAAAUGCUUAUGAUGACCGUAACUAUCACGUGCUAUGCGACGAGACCCAUGCGAAUCCGCAUGUUAUUAGCACGGAGAAAGCCGGUUAUGUCCUCAAGGUGACCAACUCUUUGGAUUCUCGGAAGAUUGACGUGCUGGAAGCGCAGACUGAAUUAAUGAUUUUUCUUAAUCAGCAUAACAUUUGUUGUCCGUUACCAAUCAGGAACGUUAGCGGUGCCUACUUUUCCCUGGAAAAUCUAAGAAGCAAUAACACUAUGGAAAAAUACGCCGUAAGAUUAAUGAUCUACCGUCCCGGUGAACUUCUAUAUAAUAUGAAGAUGACAGAUAAACUGUUGCACAAGGUCGGAAAUUUUACCGCCAAAAUAGAUGAGAUCCUCGUGGGUUUCAAUCAUCCCGCCUAUGAUAAUCACAAAACAUUGUGGAUGUUGACUUCAGUGCCUCGAAUUCAACAAUUCACGUAUGCAAUCAAGAGCUCACUGGAUAAGCAACUAGUACAUGACGUGAUCAUCACCUUCCAGAAAGAAGUACUGCCAAUCAUGGACCGACUGGAGCAAGGGAUUAUACAUGGCGACCUGAACGAACAUAACAUCAUUAUGAGUCCCGAUGGCGAGGAUAUUGUCGCCGUGAUCGAUUUCGGAGAUUGUCACAGAACUUGUCGCAUUUUCGAGUUGGCUAUAGUCCUCUGUUACAUGAUCUUGCAAUCGACCAACGUAGGAAUGGGCAGACACGUCAUAGAGGGUUACGAGAAGAUAAGAAAGUUGACCAAUGUGGAGAAGAAAAUUCUCAAGAUCAGCGUAUGCGCUAGGAUGUGUCAGAGUUUAGUAAUGGGUGCUUACUCGUAUUUGCAUGAACCCGAAAAUCUAUAUUUGCUAAACACGCAGAAAACUGGAUGGACAUUAUUGAAGAGAUUGUGGCCCAUGAGCCAAAAGGACGUAAUGCAAGCCUGGGGAUUAGCCAUUCCCUAAACACACACGAGCGAUACUGAUCUUUUUGAUAAAUUAUGCAAUAACACAUUAAUAGAGAUUGCAACGAUUGGUUGUGCGCCACAUUUUUGUAUAAAUGUUUUAAUUCAUUCAAAUCUAGACUUUUAGACAACAUUUUUAUGAACGAAAUGAUGGGACAUGAUUUAAGAGAUAAAGUUAUAAAUAUUAGUAAAUUAAAUCGGUAAAACUAAAUUUCGAAUAAUAUGUUUAGUAUAACAUUUAACAUAUUUUUAAUUCUCAUUAAAUAAUUUUUUAAUAUGAUAUAUCAACGUGAUAGAUAUUGGUUUUAAGAAUGUUAAAUUAUAAUCUUUUUCCAAUUCUAUUUUAUGAAUAAUCCGCUUCAAAAAUAUUAUUGUGAUUCAAUUCGUAGAGUUUUGUAUUUAUUUAAUAUCUUAUUUCUUAAUUAUGAUAAACAAAGAACGACAAAUUUAUAUAAAAACUGCUCUCCAACUUUUUAAAAUGUAUAUUUUAUGUAUUUCCAGACGUAAAAACUGAUCUCGAAUAAUGUGUGACACUCAAAAGAAAACAAAAAAAAAAAGAGCGAUAAAUUUUUCGAGCAGAUUUCUAUGGCCCGAAAUACAUAAGAUAUGAGUCUUAAAAACAUUGGCAAGAAGACUUUUUACAUAAUAAACAUUUAUUAUUUCAUUAA